Messenger RNA from Hyaloscypha bicolor E, 2057 nucleotides. RefSeq lists its product as uncharacterized. Gene Ontology annotation, biological process: polysaccharide biosynthetic process. NCBI's taxonomy places the organism in Eukaryota, Fungi, Ascomycota, Leotiomycetes, Helotiales, Hyaloscyphaceae. The record is from RefSeq and is a predicted model, not a curated record. Gene Ontology annotation, cellular component: membrane. Gene Ontology annotation, molecular function: acyltransferase activity, transferring groups other than amino-acyl groups. The transcript has a single exon. Bases 302 to 1774 code for a protein of 490 amino acids.
GCGGGAAGAGUAUCGAAGACCGGGGCUAAACAUUGACGUUCCAAGUAGAGAGCAUGAGGGAGUUUGCUCUUCGCACAGUUUUCAUCUAAGUUCAUCCAAGUCCUUUUUCUUUACCCUUUUCUUCAGCUCAGCGGCGUUUAAUGUCUACUUGUAAGACUAUUGAAUAGUCGACGGGGGGGUUUCAGCCAUUUGGAGCAUGGUCUGGCCUGGGCAAAUCAGCUUUCAUUUCCUUUUUCAGCAGCUUUUUAAGACAUCCUAUUCUUAGAUUCCAGCAGGCAAAACCUCGACGACAUUUUUCAACAUGAUCAAGGACUAUCAGCCAAAGAUGAUGUGGAAUUUCAUUGAAGCAGAUGCCUCCCAACCUGCGGACCACGCAAUUUUUCUUUCGUCCGGAAAGCGGAUAUUACAGCGAGUGGUAUUCGGACUUCUACCAAGUUUCGUUCAACAGAGAAUACGUCCAAACCUCACCAAGUCACAGCGGCGGCGGCCGACCGCAUAUCUAGAUGGCCUACGCGGGGUAGCUUCCUUCAUCGUGUUUAUGGGACACUACACAGAGGAGAACUUGGGAUGGUACACCGAACCCUAUGGAUUAUACGAAGACGGGGCGAAAUCGUCCCCAUUACAACUGCCAUUCGCUCGAGUUAUAUAUUCAGCACGGCCAAUGGUACACAUCUUCUUCAUUAUUUCGGGAUAUGUUCUAUCAUAUAAGCCCCUCAAGCAGAUCCAUGCUCAGCAAUUUUCGGCUCUCACAACGACGCUCUCAUCGUCAGUCUUUAGACGUGCACUCCGACUCUUCUUACCCUCCUUUGUUACCUUAUUUAUCAUGGCCACCGCCCUAUACUGUGGAUUCUCCGACAGCAGAUACGCCGAACCUCACUCUUCUCUUUAUUCGCAACUGACACACGCCUGGAAUGUAUGUCUGCGGCUUCUGAGUGCCUCCUGGGCGAUCAACGAUAUCGAUUAUCCACAACCACCAUACAACCCAGCUCUCUGGACCAUUCCUAUCGAAUUUGCACAAUCUUUACUUCUCUUCAUUGCCAUCCUCGGCCUCUCGCGCUGUGUCACCAGCAUCCGCCUCCUGUUACUCGCCGGAAUCUCCGCGUUCUGCUUCUACAGCGGCGAACUUUAUACUGUUGAAUUUCUCGGGGGAAUGUUCAUCGCAGAAGUGACGAUCCUUCAAGAUGGUCCUUUGACGAGCCCAUCUGCCAGCCCGACAACCUUGCCGAAAUACACGGCCAAGGAGAAAGCGGAGGCAGUAUGUGGGUGCACGAUCAAGGAGAAGCUGAUCCAGGCCUUCUGGCUUGCCAACAUCGUCUCCGGCCUGUUCAUUGCAUCGUGGACAAACAGGCACGUCGAAGAGUUGUGGGGGUUGCGGUUCCUGAAUGCACACACACCCGAGCCAUACGAAGGCCAACGAGUCUGGUUUUGCUUGGGAGCCUUCCAGAUCGUGACGGCAUUUACACAGCUAAAGUCCCUGCAAUCCAUUUUCACAACUCCGGGGGCGAUCUAUUUGGGGAAUAUCAGUUAUGCAUUGUAUCUGACCCACAAUUUGUGUUUGAGGAUCUUGGAGCCGCGGGUAGGGCCAUGGCUGGACGACGUUUUUGGGAAAGCAACAUUGUGGCAACGACAACUUUCUUGGUUAGGUGGUUUGGCGCUGUUCCUGCCCAUCGUCAUAUGCGUAGCAGAUCUCUUUUGGAGAGUAGUCGAUACACCAAGUGUGAAGUUUGCAAGAUGGUUAGAAGGGAAGUGUGUGGUAGAAAAAAUCUCGAUAUAAUUUGGAUUAUAUGGUUUGGAUGGGUAGAAGGGACGUGUGUUGUAGAAAAGAUCUUGUGAUAUAAUAAUUUUGGAAUAUAUGGGUUGGAUGGGUAGCAUAAGGGACUUCAGGCGUUUUAAGACAUUGAAUUUGGAGAUGGGAAUUGCAUGCUCGCUGGGCGAAAUCGUGGGCAAGCACAAGGAUGGUGUUGUGGGAAAAUUUUUAUCAUCGAGGAGCCUGUAUCGAAAACGAGUAGAAGUGUGUCGGAAUGAAAAGAUAUACAAGAAUUCAACCACAAGCGACG